AUGGCAUUUCUUCGCAGCAACAAUAGGAUAGAUAAAUUGAUGGAAACGUUGUCAAGUUCAUCAUUUGAUGAUGUACAAUCUUGUGGCAAUGAAAUGAUGCGUGAACUGAUGGAAAUGCAGUUCAGUUCAUCGGUUGCUGAUAUGCCAUUUUGUGGCAACAUGGAACAUAUUAUGUAUUAUGAGUUGUACCAGGCGGCUCGUGAUGAAAAUGAAGAUGCAGAUGGAUUUGUUCAUGUACUGGAGCAAGUGUGUGAGAAAAAUCAUGUUGACUUGGCUACUAGUUUCAAUCAUGUCACUCCCAGAGGUGACUCGUUGCUUCAUGUUGCAGCUGAACAUGGAAGUGAACAAGUUUUAUGUCUUGUUGCUUUUCACUAUCCUAAGCUUUUGUACAGGACAAAUAUGAAAGGUGAUACUCCGCUUCACGUUGCUGCAAGAGCGAAGAAUCUUUUGGCAAUUAAGAACAUUCUUGACAUGGAAAAACAUUUCAUGACAUCCCACCGGGUUAACUCUCUGGGUAAAACGGAGUUUAUUAUGUUACGCAGCAAUUAUGGGAGUACAGCUUUGCACGAAGCUGUUUUGAGCACGGAUUAUUCUGUGGUUCUUUUCCUUUUAGCUGCACAUGAGCGAAGUGAUCUGGCCACCUACUGGACUUGGAGCUAUGAUUUUAGCUGCAAAUCGCCAAUGUACUUAGCAGUUUUGAUAAGGGACGAGGAUAUUCUUUAUCUUCUCUUCAGGUUAAUUCCAAUCCCCUCAGGCAAAACCGUGUCAAAUGGGGACUCUCCACUUCAUGCUGCAAUAUCAGAACGGACUAAAGAUCUAUUGAAAAAGAUUGUUGAUACUAGAAAAGAGCUACUGUAUCAAAGAGAUAAGAACAACAACACUCCCCUUCAUUAUGCAGCAUACGCUGGUUACAUGGAAGGAGUUUGUAUAAUGUUAGAAACAUCUCCCAUGAUUGCUUUUCAACGAAACUCAGAUCGUAAUCUUCCAAUUCAUCUCGCCUGCGAAAAGCAUAGAGUUGAAGUGGUCAAAAAGUUGCUUGAAAUAGAGUGGUCUAAUGCUGGGCUUUUCUUGAAUCAUAAAUGCCAGAACAUUCUUCACAUUGCAGCAAUGAAGGGACGAACUCGCUUGAUAAAAUAUCGACUAAAGCAUCCCAACAUUGAUCAUGACACUAUCAAUGACAGAGAUGUAAAUGGAGAUACUCCCUUACAUUUGGCUUCAAGAGGAUUGCGUCUCUGGACUCUACUCCUUCUAUCACAAGACAAAAGGAUCGAUGUGAAUCUAGUCAAUAACAAAGGCUUAACAGCUCAAGAUGUUGUUCAGACGCAACAUAGGAUUCCAGAGACACGUCAAGAGUUUCUAGCAAGUAUAAUUUUAUAUAAUGCCAUUGUGGACUUGAAGGCAAAUAUGCUGAGCGUGCCACUCACAAGAUCCAUCAAUAAAGAAUGGAAUGUGAAGGAUGCAGCCAAUACACUCAUACUUGUGGCCAUACUCAGCCACAGUGACUUUUGCAGCUGGUUUUACAGUGCCAGCUCCACCAUUGGCUCUAUCAUUCUUCUAUGGGUCCCAGUUGGAGAUCGUCGUCUUGCAAUAUUAGUAUAUGUCUAUGCUAGGUUAUUUGUUUAUGUGGCCCUUAUAGCAAUGCCAAUUGCAUUUCUGGCUGCUAUGCGUUUGAUUGAUUCAUUCCACUUGGAAGUCGCCGUCCCGUACUUAAGCAAAUCAUAG
This is a messenger RNA of Neltuma alba, 1722 nucleotides long. RefSeq names its product protein ACCELERATED CELL DEATH 6-like. Bases 1 to 1722 code for a protein of 573 amino acids. Lineage: Eukaryota; Viridiplantae; Streptophyta; Magnoliopsida; Fabales; Fabaceae. The transcript has 5 exons. The record is from RefSeq and is a predicted model, not a curated record. Gene Ontology annotation, molecular function: protein binding.